AUGCUAAAGGUAAAUAGCAAUAGUAUAAGCAAUAUUAGUGGGGAUAAUAGUGGUAACAAUCAUGAUAAUGAAAAAGGUGACUCAAAUAAUAAGGGAGAAAAUUCACCCAUAUCAAAAGAGGAAAUGACGGAUGAAAAAAAAGAGAGGGAAAAAAAAUAUAUGGAACUUAAAAAAAAGUUAGACCUUUUAAAAUUAAAAAAAAAACUCGCCAACAACGAAAAUAGAAAUUCAUUAAAACAAAAUGAUGAAUCAUACAAUAAUAAUAUAAAUAAAAGUGAACAAAAUAGUAGUGCAGAAAAAAAAGAAACAUUAAUAAAAGAUAAGGAAAAAAUGCGAGAAACAUUAAAAAAAAAAUUAGAAAAAUUAAAAAGGGAAAACGAAUUAUAUAAUUAUGAAAAACAACAAAAAAAAGACGAAUAUAAUCAUAAUAGAGAUAGUAAUAGUAGUGAUUAUACAAAACAAAAAAAACACAAAAAAAAAAGACGCAGUAGUACCAAUGAAAAUAGUGAUAGUUAUCAUGAUAAAAAUAAAUAUAAAUAUGAUGAUAAUAAAAGAGGGCAUGAAAAAUAUCGAAAAACGGCAAUGAGAUCUUCAUAUGGCUCGACAUCUAUAAGUAAUGAUAGAAUGUUAAAUAAAAAAAGAAGAGACAACUCACCAAGUAGUCAUUCUUUUAGGAAAAAAGACAAACCCCAUCGAAAAAGAAGUCGUACUCGCAGCAGCUCCCGUAGUCAUAGCAACAGGAAAGGGGGAAGAGGCAAACGACGAAGAAGCACAUACAGCAAUAGUAGUGGGGAGAGCAAAUGGAGAAUGCGACGAGUUAGUAGAAACAGAAAAGAUGGAAGGAAAAAUUAUGAUCAUAGCAAAGGCUAUGACAAUAGACGAAGUUAUAAUAGAUACAAACGUUCCGAAUCACGCUAUUAUAGUAGCGACAAUGACUUUCACAAAAAUAAAAAACGUGAUUUAUAUGACGAUAGGCAUUCAAAUUAUAAAAGGGGAGAAAAAAGUAGCUAUAAAUAUUUAUAUAAUAAAAAAAACGGCGAAAAAAUUGAAAAAAAAUAUCAUCGUCUCCCUCUGGGUCAUUAUGCAGAUAAAGAGAGUUGGAAUGAUUAUACUAAUUGGCUACAAAAAAAAAAUAAAUAUAGAUUUGAUUUGCCUUUUGAUCAACAUAAAAUAUAUAGACGAUCUCAGUCUCUAUCUCCAACAACAUGGGAAAAUAUUUUGGAAAAUUCCGUGAGUAAAGAUAGCGAUCAAAAUGAAAAACAUAAGAAAAAAUCAACAGAUGAUAAAAAAGAGAAAAAAAAAAAAAAAAAAAAAAAAAUAUAA
Messenger RNA from Plasmodium vinckei vinckei, 1323 nucleotides. RefSeq names its product heat shock protein 90, putative. The coding region runs from base 1 to 1323 and encodes 440 amino acids. NCBI's taxonomy places the organism in Eukaryota, Apicomplexa, Aconoidasida, Haemosporida, Plasmodiidae. The transcript has a single exon. The record is from RefSeq and is a predicted model, not a curated record.